CCCUUCCCCAGUGGAAGAUGUGAGUUUACAAAAUGCCUGAUGCUGACUAACCUGAAGCUUUUAUUGAAUCUUUUUGUUCACUGGAAGCAAGGCACUGGUAAAUACUCAGGAACAGAUGGAUGAUUUCAUAGAAGAGUAGAAGAGGGACUGAGGUAAAGAUAACUGCCUAGGGAGGUUUGGGAUAUGCAAAACUCAACUGGACCAGGGUCCUUUGUGACCUGCUCAAACUAGACCUGCUUUGAGCAGGUGGUCCCUUCCCACCAUAUGAUCCUGUGAUCCUCUGAACAUAGCAUUAGAUUUCCUGCACAAGCUCUAGCCUAUGUUAGCUUGGUCCCCAGUUUUGAAUACCUAAUGCAGAAAGCCUUUUUACAAAAUGGUCCUUGUUUUUAUCAAGGGUCUUUGAUUUUCUUACUGGCAUUCAAUGGUGCUUCUUGUGUACAUCUUCUCUUAAGUUCUUGCUGAAUUUCAUCACAGAUGAAAUUGGGAUUCUGAAUUUCACUGGGGAUCUCCACUGGGAGAGCUUCAUUCAUGGAAAAAUAUAGACCAUUAGGGCAUGAAUUCACUCUGGUCUGACAUCAUGGUUCAGGCAUUAAAAUACUUUCUGAAGUAUUUAGUUAAAACUCAAGAUGAUGGGUUCUAGAACAAUGGACCCGACCAGAUCAUCCAGAUCAUCUCCCUGUUUAUGGUACUUGUACCCUUUUCAUGAAAUAGAUAACUUUUUUUAUCUUUAGCUUGUAGCACUUUAGGUGAUUAUAAAUGGACAAACCAAGAUAACAGGUAAACCAUUGUGAUUAAGGGAUGGCUAUAAGGUCUUGUGGACAGAGAGUUGUGCUGUAACAGGAAGUUAUCUCAUUAUCAAAACUGCUAUAGAUCUAUUUGCAUCUUAACUAGGCCUCUUACAACAAGGACAACUCUGUGCAUUGAUUUCCCACAACAAGUUCACUGUCCACAGGAGCACUGCACAAGAGACAGUUAGAAAUUCCCUUGGCCCAUACUUUUCCAUAGAUAAAUAUUUUGUGACUAUGUUUAACUUCUUAUAUUAGUCUACAAAUAUUACUUCUUUUGAGCCUCUAUUUCCUUUUUAUUAGGGUGUGCAAAUAUUUGGGGUUUUCCCUUUGAGCUCUUGCUUUGCUCUUUUUAUUUCCUGAGUAGCACCUCACAACAGAAUAUUAUCUUCCAGAAGACCCAGCAGAGCACAAGCUUCCAGUUCUGUCCAUUUUCAGGUUAUAAAUUUUUUAAUAAAACUGAAGGGCUUUAUCUGAAAAUGUAAAAUUAUUUUGCAGGAUCUACCAAGUAUAUUGCUUCCUUAAAUGUAAUAAUUUUUUUUAAAUUAUGGCUACUUUUUUGCUUUUCCGUGUAGCCACUUUCCUACUAAAUAAUGAGAGGUUUCUACCUGCUAACCUAAAAUAUAAAUUUAGGAAAAGAUUACAGGAAUGUGAAGUUAACUCACUCUAUAUAUAAUUUUGGAUAUGAUAGAAAUGAUGGGAGCAAUAACCCAGCCUUGACUGCCAAGUGUAUUUUCAACCAUACCACUUUAUGCAGUGUUUGCUUGAAGUACUUCAUACUUGCUCCUGGUCAGGAACUAGUUAAGGUGUAUGCUGUUCAAAUUAUUGCAUUUCUGGCGAGGGGUUUAAGUUGUUUUGUUGUGUUUUCAUAUGAAGUCUCUCCUGAGUAUUUUACACUUAGGAAGACAAAACAAAGUGGCUGUGUAAGGUAUGACAGGAUUCCCCCGGGACCUGCAGAACUCAACAGCAUGUGAUUCACUUAUUUUAAUCUUCGAUUAAUUUUUGUGAAAUAACAUUUUUGUUGCAUUUUGUGUGGCUGGGAAGCGGGGAUCAGGAAGCAGGGAAGCAGGAAGCAUCACCGGGGAAGCAAUUCCACUGUCAGAUGAAUGCUAGGUCAGGCCCUGUCAAUGCAGAUGAAAAUUGGCAAUUAGUAUUCUGUACCUUGCUGCUAAUGAACCGGAUAAUCAGGAAGUUUCUGUCUGUACCAAUAAGCUUCCUGUGAGUGUCAAGGUUAUAGGACUGCUUGAGAAAAUGAGGCAAAUAGUGUCUUUACAAAAGCACUGAUAUAUUAAGAUCUAAAUGGGUUGUACAUUUAUUUUUCCCUCUAUGCUUUUCACUUCAGAAGAGUAGACGUUAACAUUCUUACAGAUCCUCUUCUAAUUCUGUUUUUUAAUUUCCUUUGGAGUGAGAUACCACAAACUAGAAAGACCUAAACAUGAAUUAAAUUGAAAAACCCAUCUAUUGCAGAGGAGAUAGUUUUAUAGUCAAGCAACUAUCAAUACUAGGUGGAAGAAAUUCAGACCCAACAAUUCCAGCAGGCAACAGUGUAGAGGAGGAGAAAGAGCAAGAGUCAGAAAGGCAGGAUUAGUAACCAAAUAUGCUUGAUUUUAACACACACUUUAUAUGUAAACGUUUUACUUCUGGUAAAUACUGUAAUUGUCCUAGGGACAGGGCAGGAUGCUAAUUACAGUCCCAUGGAGAGGCUGGGAAGGAGGAGAUGCUUCUGAAACUGUUGCUUGAAUUUUGGUCUUCGCAAAUAGAGAAACCUGACAACCCACUUGGUUUCACAGGACAAGCAUUGGGCUGAGGGCCAGGAAACCAUUUAUUUCCCUGGUUUUGCUUUGCUGUGCUUGCAGUGACAAAUUAUUUUGAGGCAGUGAAAUUUGCAAUGGAAAUGCAAACCACAGUAAUCCUCAAAAAGUAAUAUUUGUAACAGGCAAAUACAGAAGCUUCUUAAUUUUUCAUGAUCACUAAUAUCCCUCUUUUUUUUUUUCUUUUCUGUGUUCAGUCAUUGUGUACUGACUGUUUGUGACAAGGUUUUGAAAAGCAUCUGAUGAUUUGGAGCUCUUUGAUUUGCAGGUUUUCAGUUGAAGGAUGUGAUUUCCAGAAAGUGCAAAGCAAAAUUUCCUUGUAGGUAUCUCUGAAGUGUCUCAGUGUGGGUCCUGGCAAGCACUAAAUUCCUCUUGGGAAUCUUGGCCUCUGCAUUAAAGUAUUAGAUAAUAUUAUGGGAACAAUAAGUAACUGUAAGUGCCCCAAAGGGAUUUCAAGUUUCUGCUAAGUAUUGGUUAAGACAGCAUUCAUCUUAAUGCCAAUGCAUUUCUCAAAGGCUGCAGUUUUGUUGCAAACUAAAUACUGAAAGUUUGUCAGUUUGAAUUAUAUUGUUCACGAGGUAAAAUGAAAUAUUCUGGCUUCCACACUUGUGUUGAUUCAGAUUAUCUCACACCUAUUUUAAUCAGGGGUGGUGAUACUGACCUCAGUGAUGAUGAUGUAUGUGAUGUCACCAUGUUCCCCUGCCAGUGAAAGGAAAACACCCCCUGGAUGGAGGUGGCACAAUUUGAUCUCUAAGCAUCAUGUUGGACGCAAGGGGGGAAAGAGCAAAUGUUACUACUGUAACUGACUUAGAUUCUGUCAGGAUCCAGAGAGCCCCUUAAAUCACCAGGUGGUUUGUUGCUGAACUGCGUCUUAAUUUUUGUGUGUGGGCAGGCUGAGAUCUUUGCAUAUGCUGAAUUUCACACAGUGCUUUCCAUUUUCCUGGGUAUCAAGACUUCUUCACUUUUUUUUUUUUUUAAGUAAUAUAUGGCAUUUUUGUAGUAACUUCUUCCAGUACAGUGAAAGCCUGGGUGAUUAUGAUUUUUGUGCACAGGCAGCUGCUGAGAGGUCUUGUCUUAGCACCCAGAUUUGACUUUAGCACCAACAUUCACCAAACAUAGUUUUGUGGGACCAAGACUUCUAAAUCUGAGACUCUGUGUUUCUGGAAUACAGGAAUUUCUAAGCUAGUACUUCUAAUGUAAUUACAAUUAUCAGAGAAAUACCAUUUUGCUGUCAGAAACUGCAACUUCAGUACCUUGGCUAUAAGCAAGUUGUUUAAAAAAGGUGUGUUCACAGUAGGAAACAAGGAGUUCUCACAGCAGCACGUCCUGUACGUGUUGCAGCAGCUCCUCAUCCUGGCAGGGUAAGGUUUCCUCUUAGCUUUCAACUGCACUCAGAAUUGAGGAUGUUAAGCACUGGUGUGACAGAGGAAGGAGAAACUCCACACCCCACAGGACUUUUGAAAAACUUUUAGUCCUCAGCUAAACCUAUAGGGAUAACUCACAUGCCUGAAGAAUAGCAAAUGCUGAGCUCUCUCAAAACUGUAGCCCUGUAAGUUGCUAAAUGAACUGUAGUAUAAACACAGAGUUAACUCUUUUUACAGCUAUCUCUUUUUAAAUAAAUAAGAUAAAUUGGAGUGAAUUAAAUAGUCUCUGGCAGCAUCUGACUACUGAAGAAUGGAUAAACAUGAGCCAUGUUAACCUUGACCCCCUCUACUCCUGCAGCAGCAAAGUCAGGCUUCAGUAUCAAUUUGAUGAAGUAGAUUAAUAUAACAUGUCCUUGUAAAAUACUGUAUUUAAAUAAGAUAGGAACCAAUAACCUACACGAAUUAUGCCAAAUUUCAUUAUGACAUGGCAAUCACAAUCAGCUAAUUGUUCAAGAAGUGAAAUUAACUUUCCAAAGGCUGGGAAUGCAGCCUCUACAUUAUAAGCUAUGGAAAUAACUAGUCUAGCAGACUGCACUAUUUCUGGCCACUCAGUGUGACUUCCUAACAGUCUGGCAUUUCUUUAGGACCACAUCCCUCUACGUGUCAGAAGCCACACUGAUUCUGAAAAUAGAUGUUAUACUUGUAAUUCAAGACAGGAAGAAAAAAUUGGCCAAACAAUACAAAUGCAAAUUUGAUAUGUACUCUAUGCAUGAUAUGAGACAAAUUUAUCCAUUCACAUUUAUCAUUAGAAAAAGUGAAUACAAUUUUUUUUUAUUGUAUGCCACUGUAAAUGUGAGAGAUAUUUUCCAAAAACUGGGCAGAAAUUCAAAGUUAGAUGGUGGUCUCCCUUAACCACCUAGUCUUUGAAGUGGAGCUGGUCACAAAUUUUUGGAGCCUUUCAGAAGAAAGAGGAUAGGGGUUUGUAAUUUAUUUUGUGUGUGUGUGUAUGUUUUGUUGUGGGGGGGGUUAACCAUCUUUUAUUUGAAAAUUGCUGAUAAAAAAAUUCUGGCAAUUUUAAAAGGUAUAACCUUCUUACUACUUUUUUUCCUUUGUACAGAUAAAAUAAUUUUAAAGUGUUUUCAAAAGUUUGAAACAUAAAUUAAGAUUCCUCCAACCAAACCUUUCAGCUAAUCCAAGUCACAUCUGAUAUCACACAUUUUUAAGGUAAUAAACAAAUAUUAAAGAUUCCAACCUGUGGUUUAGUUCAGGAAAAGGAAAAUGUUUUCAGAGGAGAGGAAAGCAUUCUCACUCCCAGAUUUACUUUGAAGUCUCUUCUCCUAUCUUGAUUCAAAUCAAAUGCACUAGUGUAAGCAGAAUUUAAAAAACACUCAAAAGAGGAAAAGCAAUAGCAAAUCUUUAGCACAUAAAGGCACCCAAGUUUCUGUCAGCCCUUUCACCACUGAACCCAACAGGUCUCAAAGCACCCAGGUUGUUGUGGCUGAGGUUGGCAAAGCUGCUCCACUGUUAGCAAACAGAUGGGUGGCAUAAAAUUCAACUAUAGAAAAGGAUAUGAGCAAUCAUAUCCCCUCCAGAAGGAAAGCAACUAGCCUUUUGAAGGGUUGCAGUGCUCUAUCAAUUUAGCUUAAUAAAGGAAAAUUAAGAACUGGUUCUCCCCCUCAGCUGUUUUUAUUGGAAACGCAUGUUUCUUUCUACAUGAAAUAACAUUAAUUUUGGAAUAACAACCAGCUACACCAAAAGAGAUGUACAACCAACCGCAGUGUUAUGAAAUUCACUGAAAUGGGUUUAGCUCCAGUGACACCCCAGGCAGCAAGUUGGUUUGGUUCAUUUUUUCAUUUGGGAAGGUCAUUGUUGCAAGGUGAUUGUCAUAGGAUUAUUUCACGGUGUUAUACUUACUUUGGAAUGACUGUUCUUUAAAAAUAACUUUUCUGUAGUGAUUUCUCAUACAAGCUUCUUGUGCAGUCUGGCUGUUUAUGUGUAUUGGAUUGCUAACAAAGCAGAAUUAAUUCUGCAUGCCCUUUUUUUUUUUUUUUAGUUAAAACAUUUUUCUUUGUGCUGUGUGCUUGCACAGUGCACAUUCCAACUACUGCUUUUUUGACUGGAAGCAAAUUUGUCUUGCUCCAGGUUUUUAAUAGUGGCCUCAAAGCCUAAUUAAUUUACUUGCAGUCUGCCUCUUGAUAUCAGAAUCUAAUUAUAUUUUCUUAGGAAAAUGUUGUAAUUAAAUAAUUCAAAUGUAAAUAAGAAAACAGAUAUUGAAUGUCACCUAAAUAAAAGAGGGUCCUGAAAUUCUCACUUACACUAUAAUGAUGCUUCAGAAACAGACAUAAUGCUUUCAUUAUGUAAUGAUUGUUUCUUACAGUGAGCAGAGUUACACAAGACAUAAGCUUUGUAACUGCAGCCUUUCAUCCUGACUGUGAGUAAACAGGCAAUGCAUCAUAGGAUAUGUAAAUUUAGCUCAGACAAAUAAACAAUGACAGUUAAAAUACUCCUCUAACCCUAAAACAUCCUUAAAUUUCUGCAGUUGUGUGUCUUUGGUGGAAAAUGUAUUGUAGAUUAUACAUACCUUUAACUUUAUAAUUCAAAACUAAUAGCAUCUACAAAUUACACGGAUAGUGAUUCAGAAGAAUGCAGAAUAGCAUCUUAAUCUCCUCCUACACCUCGAAGCACUGUGCCUCUCUAGCAGAGAGAUGGAUUUUGAUUGCCUGACAACUGUAACCAUGUCCAGGUUCAUCACAAAGGGAAGGAGAAGAGCUCUGGGAAGCCUUGAUAAACACUGAGCUGAUAAGCCUAUUGGGGUGUUUCUAGCUGUCCUUAAAAUUACAUAGCAGAUAUUAUCCAAAGACACAAAAGCUUAAAAGCUGCUGGUAAUUUAUCAGCUUUACGUGCUAACCUUCCAAGAAAUUACCAUUGUCAGCCUUCUAAUUUUUUAUCCCAUUCAGAAACUUCUAUGCAUUAUACCCUAUUUCUGAAAAGUCUUCAAUAGUAAAUUUUUUUUGUCUUAAAUACAAAUCACUGAGCACAUUGUACACACAUGUUUCUACAUGCAUAUAGUUGUAGCUUAACCUGUGCACCAAAUUCUGCUUUCUACUGGGCAAUGGAAGUGUUCUGCAAGUGCUUGACUGUAUAGCUCAAAUGCAGUGGCAUCCGCCACGUCCAGCACAAACAGAUAUAAGUUGGCUCUGGUAGCAUGAACAGAGAUGCUGCAAGCACAGCAGAGGUCUUUUCUGACUUGGAAAAGGAAUUGCAGAUCAACAGGAUGGACAGGUACGUGACAGAGCUGCAUUGUGGGAAGACACAGGAGGUGGCUUUCCCUAGGAACACUGUUCUGUUUCAUAUGUGUUUCAAGAAGGUGUUUAUGUCCAGGCAUAAAUAGUCUGGUUUGCAUUGUGCUGUACUGUAAAUGAGCUGGGCUGAAUAACAGAUACAAGGCAUUUAGCUCAUCUGGAAUUUGGUGUUAACAUAGCUGCACUGCUUAUAAUAUUAAAGAAGCAUUUAAACUUGGUAGUUAAAAUGAACUAGUUACUUCAGGACCUCUUCCUUGUGUCAUUGCAAGCAAUGCUUUCCUUAAGACCUUGGUGGGCCACAACUAAGUGCUAACCUGAACAAGAAUGGACUUUGACAUCUUAGUGCCUCAUUUCUUCAGCUCCAAACAAUCCAUACAGUGAAUUAGGCAACCCCUCAGUACAUCAGCCUAAUACUAUGUCAAACAUGCUCUUAAGUUUCCAAGUAAUAUGAGCUGAAAACUUUCUAUAUCCUUGCAAGAGUACUAGAUAAAAAACCUGGGAUCUUAAGUAUAAAUCAUUACACAGCCAUCACCUGAGGCCUUCUAUGGCAGAACUCCUAACUUCACAUUAUCUAUAAACUUGAAGAGAUAGAAGGAUCUUCAGGUUCAUACUAUGACAGAGAAUAUAUAUCAAAAGAUUAUUAUUUUUUAUGUAAAAUGUAACUACUUUUCUUAGGGAUUAAAAAUAGAUUAAUGUUUGUGGAAAGGAUGGAGAGAGAGAGAGAGACAGACUAGAAUGGCUCCUACUUGUAUUCUAUGGCCCAACAGACAGCACCAGGUCUUACUGUAAUAAAGCCCCAAUUACCUAACUCUAGGGGAGGAUAGCUGGCAUUUCCCUCUGCCCGAUGAUUUAAUUGGGCCUGUCAGCCAGGGAUAAUUGGUUUCUGGUUGACUGAAAAAAGUGACAGUGACAUCAGCUCUCUGCUACCCUCCAUUACUGGAAUUCUUGUUGUCUCGUAGCAGGGCCUCAGCACACAGGGUGCUCCAGCAGCUUUACAGGUCUCUCGUCAUGCAGUGUAAUGGAAAUGCAGCAAUGUAAGACAGAGAAACCCCUUCAAGCUGUUUACCCUAUACAUUUCCAUAGUACCUUUUUGGGAACCAGUAUUAUAUAUGUACAGAAAAGUCUGGUUUUGCUCGUUUUACUGAAAAUUUGGUAAUAUUGUUGCUGUCAUGGUGGUUUCAAGGCUAUAAACAAGGUAGGAUUUAUUGGGAGAGAUGAUAGGGAGUACCGUUUCCUAACCAGCUGAUAAGACUGGAAAAAUUAAGAUGAUUUUGGACACACGAAGCCUUCUCAAGGUCAUGUGCCCAAAGCCGGGGCACUGUUUUUAUUUCCAGUAGUGACAUACACCAUUUGAACUAAUAAAAGAUAUUACAUUUCUCCCUAAUUCUUGCCUUGCUUAAAGGAAAACACCUCUUGAUGCUACUGGUGUAUUAUUGCAAAAGGUUUAAUGUGCUCUGUUGAAAGGAUCACUCAAAACAACAACAAAAAAAUAUGUUAAGUCCUUGUUUAUUCUUUACACAGCUUCAGGCAGGGAGUACAGUUUUAAUUUACAGUAAUUUUGUUACACUGCUUAAGACUUACAUCAGUAGAGGGCAGAUAGAUAUUUCCUCCAAUGUUAUUCUCUUUUGUUCAGCUUUCCUCUCCCUCCUUUCCCCUGGAUUGCCAAACACGGGUGGAUUGUGUGGAGCAGGCACGGAUGGCAGGAAAGUACAUGGGCAAUUUCUCUCUACCCAAGGAUUUCCCCAGUGGAUAUAUUUUUCAAAGUGUGAAAGCAAGGCAGUGCACCUAUGAAUCUACUUGUAGAGCUAGCCUAGUACUGAGUUCACACUUAACAGGCUUAGCACAUCUGCAGUAUUGUGACAGCACUGAGUGUCUUGUUCCUAGCCCCUGCUAAUUUCACCUCAGGGCUGCACUGGAUUAGCAUUCCAGGAGUAAAUUUGCUCUGUGGAGUCUGUGACCAUACAGCUCUCUGCAACUUCCACGCUGCAUUAAUCCCCCAGAAAGACAUGGGAAUGGCCAAGAUCAUUGUUAUUCAACCCAUGUCUGCCUACAGAACACUCCAGAGAACAAAACCCAAGCAGAGGCACAGUGUCCACCCUUCCUUGCACUAAACUUCCCAGAUGGAGUGAGGCAGGCUGAUACAGUCAGAGUGGAUCUGACCUCCUUCUCUCCACAUUUCACUUGCUGCACUUUAGAGAGAGAAACAAGGGGAGAAGCCUGAUCAACAUGACUCACAUGUCAAACAUCCAUAAUAGUACAACCAGCCUCCAGCUGAUUAGUGCCCUAGAGAGUCCUGAAUUGAGAGACCUGGGUGGUCUUUUCAUGGCCUAUGUGAAAGAAUUUCUUGGCAAUGGUUCCAGCAAUGGACUUUAUUCAGCACUGUUGGCUAGAAAACUUGUUGGAGUCUCUAGACAAUCUUAUAACCCUUUCACUUCACAGCCUAAUUUGAAACAUUUGUGUGUAUGUGGUGAUUGGCAGUAAAAUACAGAAAAAUCUCAGACUGGAGGAAGUAUAGGCUUUGUGGGUUCCUCCCUACGUCCCACCCAUCACUGACACAUUUGGGAAGGAAGAAUGACAGAAUGGGUCAUGUUUCCGCAGUGUGAACCCAUGGCAAAUUAGCUACAAAAUUCCUAGAGAGACAUUUACCUUAGCAAAAAUGUCGUGGCCAAAGUAAAGGUGGCUGGAAGAGGAUGUGAUUGUUUGUGCUACUAGAUUUACAACUGGAUACUUACAGUGAUCAUCUGUUAAAGGAUAUAUUGGGAAUAAACUGAAAUUACUCAGUCAGGUCUUAAAACUUGCAUGGUAUUUUUAUGUAAUUUUAUUUCUGUUUGGUUGGCAGCUAAGUGUUUAACUUCAGAGUUGAUUUUCUAUCUGUCUUUUGAUUAAAAUAUCUGUCAUUUCUAGUUUCAUUAUAUCUCAGAAUUGAAGAUUUUGAGGUGUAGAACAAGUAUUUCGAGAUGAAACUGUCUCCUCCAACACCAAACCCUCUUGCACAAAGCUACUUCUUAAUUUCCAACAAUUCAAGACUAUUUAUUUGAAAAAUAUGUUGUUUUCUUGGACAAAUCUAAGCAGCUGCAUUUGCAAAUUCUGUACAGUCUCAUAGAAAGUAUGAAAUUACUGUUACAUGUUUUCUUAAGGUGCAGAGCAGAACCAAGUCUUCACAGGAAUUCUUUGGUGAUCACCUAUGAAGCUCCUGAUCUUGAAGCUGCACUUUUGCAAUGAAGAAAAGGAGACGGCUCGCUGCAAGUCUAAACGAAAAAGUUCAUCUUGGCCAUGAGAAAGAUACUUCAGAGCAGAUUCUUGUAGUGGACUGUGCACAAGAAAUUGUCUCGAAGUCUGCAGAAAUAGCUCCUGCAGAACAGAUUGAAUCUUCCCAAGAACUUUCACCGUCACCAGAGCAAAGGAAGCUCCUGAGUUCGUUGCAGUAUAACAAAAAUCUACUGAAAUACUUAAAUGAUGAUAGACAGAAACAUCCAUCAUUUUGUGAUUUACUCAUAAUUGUAGAAGGAAAAGAAUUUAGCGCUCACAAAGUUGUUGUGGCUGUUGGGAGUAGUUAUUUUCAUGCUUGUUUGAGCAAAAAUCCAAGCACUGAUGUCGUCACAUUAGAUCAUGUAACUCAUUCUGUGUUUCAGCAUUUGCUUGAGUUUCUCUACACCUCUGAGUUUUUUGUGUAUAAAAAUGAAAUUCCAUUAGUGCUGGAAGCAGCAAAAUUUUUAGAUAUCAUAGACGCAGUGAAGUUACUAAAUAACGAAAGUGUUUCCAAUGUACAGACUGAUGUGGUAACUGAUGUACCUACACCAGCAGAAACACUCAGUGAACUGACAGGUAAACUAUUAAAUAGCCAUCAGUGCACUUUUUGUGGUCGAAGUUUCUGUUAUAAGAAGUCCUUAGAAAAUCAUUUGGCUAAAGCCCACCGAUCCCUUUCACUGGAAAGAAAACAUGGGUUAAGAAUGGUUGAGAAGGCCAGCUUUUCCAAUAGACGCUCUACGAGAAGCCGUAAAUGUCCAACUAAAUUUGAUAUCAGUGACAAUGAAAGUGCUGAUGCCUCUGACAGCAAUUUGGAAAAAGUCAGUUCUGACAAGGAGACAUCUGAGAGAAGUGAAUUUGAAGACAGUGAAAGUGAGUGCAAUGUGGAUGAAGAGGGACAGGAAGAGGAAAUGUCAGGUGAAGAUUCGGAAUUUGAAGAACAAAGUGAAAAGGAACAGAAUGAUACUGAAGAGGGUUCUGAGGCAGUUGAUUCAGUGGGGAAUAUUCCUGAAGGCUUAGCUCCAGUCAUCAUUCAAAGCAGUAGCAAAAAACUACUGCAGUGUCCCAAGUGUGACAAAAAAUUUGAUCGAAUAGGCAAAUACGAGAGCCAUACACGUGUGCACACAGGGGAGAAGCCUUUUGAAUGUGAUAUAUGUCACCAGCGCUACUCAACGAAGUCCAACCUGACAGUGCACAGGAAGAAACACUCCAGUGAUACCGACUUUCACAAGAAGGAACACAAAUGUCCCUACUGCAAUAAGCUGCAUGCAAGCAAAAAGACUUUAGCAAAGCACAUGAGGAGGUUUCAUCCAGAGAAUGUACAAGAAUUUCUUUCUAUCAAGAAGACAAAGAGUGAAGGUUGGAAAUGUGAUAUUUGUAAGAAAUCUUUCACUCGAAGACCUCAUUUAGAAGAGCAUAUGAUCCUUCACUCUCAGGAUAAACCCUUCAAGUGUACCUAUUGUGAAGAGCAUUUUAAAUCCCGGUUUGCAAGACUGAAACAUCAAGAAAAAUUCCAUCUCGGGCCUUUUCCCUGUGACAUUUGUGGCCGACAGUUUAAUGAUACAGGAAAUCUGAAACGCCAUAUAGAAUGUACCCAUGGGGGAAAGAGGAAAUGGACAUGUUUCAUCUGUGGAAAAUCUGUCAGGGAACGAACAACUUUGAAAGAACAUCUGAGAAUUCACAGUGGAGAGAAGCCUCAUCUUUGCAGUAUUUGUGGGCAGAGUUUUCGUCAUGGAAGCUCUUACAGACUUCAUCUAAGAGUCCACCAUGACGACAAGAGAUAUGAAUGUGAAGAAUGUGGGAAAACAUUUAUUCGACAUGACCAUCUGACAAAACACAAAAAAAUUCAUUCAGGUGAAAAAGCACAUCAGUGUGAGGAAUGUGGAAAAUGUUUUGGCCGUAGAGAUCACCUUACCGUUCAUUAUAAAAGUGUUCAUCUAGGAGAAAAAGUUUGGCAGAAAUAUAAAGCAACAUUUCACCAGUGUGAAGUCUGUAAGAAAGUUUUUAAAGGGAAAUCAAGUUUGGAAAUGCAUUUUAGGACACAUUCAGGUGAGAAACCCUACAAAUGUCAAAUCUGUAAUCAGUCUUUUAGAAUUAAGAAGACAUUAACAAAACACAUGGUUAUUCAUUCAGAUGCUCGACCUUUUAAUUGCCAACACUGCAAUGCAACAUUUAAACGAAAAGACAAGCUGAAAUAUCAUAUUGAUCAUGUUCAUGGAUCAAAGGCUGCAGAAGAGGCAUUGGCGUCUUCUCCAGAGGAAAAGCUGGUCUCCUUACCAGUGCAGUACACCUCUGAUGACAAAGUGUACCAAACUGAGGCUAAACAAUUUGUGGAACAGUCCAAAGCAUAUCAAUCUGAAGCCAAAACUUUGCUGCAGAAUGUAUCCACGGAAGUGUGUGUGCCUGUGACUCUGGUACCAGUUCCGAUGUCUGACCCACAAGCAGAGCUGGUGCAGCAUCCUGCUCAGUCACACAGCAUCCUGCCUCCACAGCCUGAGCAGGCAGAGUAUCAACGAGCCACAGAUCUGGCAUUUCUAGAGAAAUACACUCUUACUCCACAACCUGCAAAUAUUGUUCAUCCUGUAAGGCCUGAGCAAAUGUUGGAUCCCAGAGACCAGUCAUAUCUUGGAACUUUACUGGGGCUAGAUACAACUCCUACUGUACAGAAUAUUUCAAACAAUGAGCAUUCGUGAUCAGACUGAAACAUUCCACCUAAUUUACUAGGUCAUUGGCCACCAGAAGGCUGAUAUGGCAACGAAGAUUUAUAUUUUAUAUUUUAUUUGGACUCAUAAGUCUUCUGCAUAGUUUUGGAAAAACAAUUUGUUUACAUAAUAUUUGAACAUUUAGGCACAUUUUAAUGCAUACUGAAAGAGUGUUUCUUGUGAUUUUAAGAGUUUUUAAGAAUCUUAUAGAUGGUCUUUUAAAAAUAAUGCUCUUAAAUAUCUUUUAAGGAUAGUGGCUGAAAAAUGUCAUUACAUAUCUGGCUAUUAAUUUAAAAAAAUUGCCUUUCUGCAUCUCACUUUAAGUUAAUAUUUUAAGUGUAAGAGAAAGCAUUCUGAAAGAAUAAGGACUAUAUCAAAUUCAUUAAAAUUUGUAAGGGCAGACAGGGCUAUAAAACAGAAACUUUGAAUUAUGUUUCACACAGAAAUUAAUAUAUAAUUUUACUUGAACCCUCAGGCAUUUUUGGAGGGUUUUAAAGUCACCUGGACUCUGAAGCCUAGCCAGUGAACACAGGCACUAGGUUCUUCUGAAAAGGGAUUCUGUGAUAUUUUAUGAAGACACUAAACAGGGUGUUUGAUGGCCCCCUGAGUAUAGUUAGGCUGCCUAAAUUAGUUCUUCCUUGAUCUCUAAUAUUGAAUAAUAUGGGAAGAUCUAGAUAAUGGUAUUGUCUAAUUUUCUACACUUAGUUCUAUAUAAUUUUAUAUGCAUUUUUUCUUCUUUUUCAAUUUUGUUUGUCUUCUAAAGUGUACCCCACACUCUGACUUUGAAAGAAAAGGAAGUAUUUGUAAGGUCAUUUUAAUCUAUGAACAGUCAUGAAGGGUUGACAUGGUUCAUCCUUGUUAGAUCAUUAGUCAUACCAGAGUCCCACAUUAACAUGCCCAUUUUCAGGUUAUCUGAUAGAGGAGAAAUUUAAAGACUGUUCCAAAACAGUACUCAAUUUCUAUUUAAGAAAGAACAAUUAAUCAGUAAUUAUAAAUAUCUUGUGAGUUGCUAAUUAAAUUGGUUUAUUUCUCACUUUCUUGUACUGUGUUUAUAAAACCAAAGUCAAACUCUUGAGAGUAUUUUAUAUCUAAUUAUUUUUAGCUUUUUGUUUACUAAACAUAAGGGUUUUUUUCCAAAAGAACCGUUUUGAACUACAAGUUUGGUGUUAGCAUGAAAUCUAGUAUAAUUUAAACUCAUCGAGCUUUCUAUUUUAAGCCUUCUUUAAAAAUAAUUGUUCUGUGGUUUUUUUUGGUGAAUAUGAUGCCAAAGAAAGUAUCUGAAGUAAUUUCAUAAUUACUCACAAGAAUUACAUAGGAUUCUCAUUAAGAUGAGAAUUAAGAUUCAAAUUUCCCCCCAGCUUUCCCUAGUCAUAAAUUAUUAUCUCAAAUAACCUUUAAAAUGGGAAACUGGACUUAUAUGUAUAAUUUUAACUGUUAAAUUUAUUCAAUGACCUGAACAUAAGUGAGCUGUGGUGAAGAGCUCUCUUGUUAUCACAGUUCUACAAAUUCUCAAGUGGUGUGGAUCAUUUUAAAUCAUAUUCAGAUACUUUGGUGUUAAAUUCUGUUAAUCCUCAUCUACUUCAGUAUGGAGCAGUUUGCAGGAGAGGGGCCAGAACUGCCUGAAUGUUCAUAUUUUGAAGCUUGUACCCUAAUGGAUUCUUAACCUAAACACACCAAAGAUUUCUGUUAGCUGUUAAAUAGUGGCAAAGUUAUAGAAUUGUAAGUGUUAUCAAUAUUUAAAUAGGACUUAGCCAAAGAAGCACAAUAGAAGUCCUAAACUUUAAAAGUUUAGUUUCUAAAACAGGACUACAUAUGUUUAACUGUUCUGUCUUUGUAUCUCUAAUGCAAAAUUUAGAGCUGUGCUCUGGGAAUGUUCAGACUGACAUGCUGUAAAUAUAUCUGGUAAGAAGCUGACGACUAGCAAAUACACAGCAAUAACAAGGCCAUUGAAUGCCACCUUCUGAAAGGACGCUAUCAAGUACUACCCUUCCUGCUUUCUAACUCCACCUUCAUCUUCUUUCAAAAUAAAACUGUUUCUGUCGUCUUCACACUCCAUGGCUUGAAAAUGGCUGUUUUAUGUGAAGUUUUCAAGUCGACAUGUGUGUAUCGUAUUCAUAUUAUAGCAUGUGCACAUGGAACAUGAUUUCUAAUGCAUCUGUAAUUGUACUGUUAAAAAUAACCCAACAUCAAUGCUGUCAGUGCAGUGCUCAGACUAAAAAGUCUAACUCUUUGUUAUUUCUUGUCUUUUCUGUCCUACAGUAGAAAAAAAUAUUGUAGGAUUUUGAUAAAACAGUGGCUUAAGAAUAGUCAGUAACUGAUUGUUUCUUUUAAAGUCCAGUCUGUUUGGAAGGCACUCCAGGAAAAUCUGAAAAUGGAAAUUGGGUCGUGUUUACUUGAUAAUGUCCUUUUAAAAAUUCUUUCAUAUUUGUGCCUUUUAUAUAUAUUCUGAAUAAUGGCUUUUUCUCUAGUUCAGUUGUUUAUUCAGAAAACAUUAAGGUCAAUAACUUCCAAAGGGCUUCAUGUUUUUGGGUGCCCAACAAGAACCGGACUAUAAAAGGACUCGUUUUUCAGAAAAACGAGCGCUCUCUUUGUUUGGGUGACCAGAAUUACUAGUCAUUCCUGGAAAAAAUGACCUACUAGUUCUUUGGUGUUCUUUUGUUUGCAGAUAACCCUAGUAGUUAGUGUUUUUACCUGCUGGUCAGGCUGGAUCAUUGCCAGUUGACAGUGAAAGAAAAUAGGAAAGCUUAUGUGUUAGAUACAUAGUUUUUAUUUUUAUUUAAUAUCAUGAGCUAUAAUUCAUAUGGCUUUACAUCUAUUUAAAAUUCAUAUAUGAGCAAAGUAAAUUUUCAUGGACUGGUACUUCAUUUGGUAGGUGGAAGUAUCUUGUUUCAGCUUGAUGGAGGAUAGUUAUUAAGAGGACUGAGUUGAAGGGCAGAGAUCUGCACCUUGCAGCUGCAUGGGUCGAAACUCCUUAGUGUCUGACACCUCCAUUUUAAUAUGUAUAUGUACUCACAGGAGAGAGCAUGUCCUGUUGAUCUGGAAGAUGCAUUUACAACAAAGGCUAUGUUUUAUCUGGCAGUCAUUGGCUCAGUUGAGCAUUUAUUGCCAAAGAAGGAAGAAGGAGGUGUCUCUUAAAAAUAUUUCUAAAGGAUGAUUAGUGGCACAUUGCAAAAAGUUGGUCUUUACCACAUGCUGAUCUUUGGAAAGAAGAGCGAGUCCAUGUUGGUACUCCAAACUGUGUGUGGUUCUGAGAACUUGUUGCACUCAUUCUGUUUAAACAUUGAAUUCUGUAUUUUUUGCUAUACAAAUUUCUGGGUUACUGCCUUUAAUUCUUUUAGUGGAUUUUAUGUUCAGUUUAUUUAUUUGAGCACUGACACUUUUCUUACAAAGGUAUGUCUCUCAUGGGUUCUUUUCAUGCUGAACAUCAGUCAUUGUAAUGGUGAUGAUAUAUCUUCUGUAAGGCUGUGGUUUCCUUAAAACUAUAGUGCUACUUUAGUCUGGACUAUAAUUUGGGUAGUUGUUUUUAAAGAUGGGUUGUGCCAGACCAUAAUGACAAAAGAUUUAUUUAGUAUCAUCAAAGAGCUGAGCUCCUUUCCCUAGUAAUGAAUGUCAAAGAGUAUCCAGAACUGAAGAAUGCUUCCAAGGAGUUGCCUCACAAUGUGCUUGAUUAAACAUGAAAUGUGUUAUGGACUGCUAAGGAACAAAUGAAAUAAAUAACCCUCAAGUUUUUAAAUUUAAAAUAAUUCCUGUGUAGGAGUUCAUGAAUGUAGAAUUAUGAAUGAAUUCUGAGAAGGCUGUUGUAGAUGAAUAUUUUUUUUUCCUGAGAAUAUAAAAGAUGUGUAAUAUUGAACAUAACAUGCCUACCUGAUGCAGAGUGCAUGUUCCCCAUAUGCCUGAAGCUAAAGGGAAAUAGAGUGUAUUUACCUGUAGGUCCUUGUGACUGCUGUCACGUGGGUUCUUUCUCUACAAUACGGUCUCAGUGAUUUGGUUGUUUCAUUGUGUGCAUUGAAGAAUGUCACUGGCAGAAUGUAAUGCGGGGCAGUCAUUUUGCUUAAGCCCAUUUACGGUCUUUUCCAUGGUUCAUAAGAAAUGUUUUGGUUUAAAAUUAUUUGAUGGAUUAAAGGUAAAAAUGGCAAAAUUUUUUUUCAACCCCCAUAACCAUUUUGAUAAUGUUUAAAUGUUGGUCCUUUUAUAUGAAAGAAUAAGGUGAAAAGAACUCAAUAUUUUGUCACUGGUUUAUGAGAUAAUGUGUUUUAAAUGUGAUCUGUACAGGUUGGUAUUUUAGAUGGGAGUCUUUAAAGUUGUCUUUUUAGGGGAAAUCCUUUGCUGUAAGGAAAAGCUAGGAAGUGUACUGUAAAUGUAGAAGUACUCAGUCCUAUGUGUGAUUUUGUUUGCUAUGGAAAAGUAAAGUUCUUUUGUCUUAACAUUGUGUGCUUCACAGGAUUUACUGCAGGGCUGCUUGUGAUAAGUUUUGAUUUUUGCCCCCCCUUUUUCUCUUUCUGAACAGCGUGGAAACACAGUACUCUGUAUGUCUCAAUUUUAAGGCUCAUGAAAGAGAAACAGAUGAGGCGAUGUUUUGAUCAAAUCUGUGUGUCUCAUUCUGCUUUUGAUUUUAAAAUAUUUUGUAAAUUAAAUUUAUUUAGGAAAAAAACCCGACAA
Neopelma chrysocephalum (saffron-crested tyrant-manakin) is the source of this 17869-nucleotide messenger RNA. RefSeq names its product zinc finger and BTB domain containing 41 (gene ZBTB41). Gene Ontology annotation, cellular component: nucleus. Gene Ontology annotation, biological process: regulation of transcription by RNA polymerase II. Lineage: Eukaryota; Metazoa; Chordata; Aves; Passeriformes; Pipridae. The coding region runs from base 10481 to 13201 and encodes 906 amino acids. The transcript has 11 exons. The record is from RefSeq and is a predicted model, not a curated record. Gene Ontology annotation, molecular function: protein binding; RNA polymerase II transcription regulatory region sequence-specific DNA binding; DNA-binding transcription factor activity, RNA polymerase II-specific.